Harpegnathos saltator (Jerdon's jumping ant) is the source of this 773-nucleotide messenger RNA. RefSeq lists its product as uncharacterized. Bases 151 to 612 code for a protein of 153 amino acids. The record is from RefSeq and is a predicted model, not a curated record. NCBI's taxonomy places the organism in Eukaryota, Metazoa, Arthropoda, Insecta, Hymenoptera, Formicidae. The transcript is spliced from 3 exons.
AUCAUGUUGUUUGCUCAUUUCGCGUUUCGACUCGCUUGUAUCUUCAGCUGCCACGACAGUGUGGACUCGUUUAGAAAAAAGAAAUGAUUUUCCUCAAUUUUAUCGAUCGCUCUGCAAUACUCGAUAAGAGGUAUCACGUUAUCAUCGGAAAUGAUAUGUAACGCGCGUACGUGCACCGAAUGUCGUUAUCUGAAAGACGAUGAAAGGCAGGAUGAUCAGACAAGCUUCGCAGAGUUCUUGGCGAACUGUCAACACGCGAAAUGCAAGGUGGUCCGCUUAGUCCGUCAGCAAAUAAGUAAACUGCAGAACAUGCAGGUAGGUCCUGCGUUCUCGUGCAUCAGGGUGAAGUCUACGAAGCGCAAGAUGAAGUACAAGUGCGAGGCAGGACGCAACGAGUAUACGAAUACAGCGACACUAUCGCGUCGUACGGUAUUUCCCGAGAGAGCGGUGGGCCGCAAGUGGAUGCUGUGGGUCUUGAGCCGCGUUCGUCAUCGGGCUCAUUUGAUGUUAGCGGCGGCUGUGGUCGGUGUGAUAGUCUGGUCUGCUCUGGUGUACGGUCCCUGCUUCUUGUCGUCCCUUAAAUAUACACGCGCUAAACGCUCGCUGUUUUAGACACACAUCCACGGAUCGUUUACUAUGAACGUUGGUUAAAAUUAAUUGAAGCCUGACUCGCGGUCCCCGUUCCCUUCAUAAUUUAGGAUGAGAAAGGGUGAGAGUAUUCCGAUUAAUUCUAACUAACGAUCGUGAGGACGACUUGCUAAUUUUUGCACGAG